This is a messenger RNA of Pseudomassariella vexata, 2533 nucleotides long. RefSeq lists its product as uncharacterized. Bases 225 to 2075 code for a protein of 616 amino acids. Gene Ontology annotation, cellular component: membrane. The record is from RefSeq and is a predicted model, not a curated record. The transcript has 6 exons. Gene Ontology annotation, biological process: transmembrane transport; metal ion transport. Gene Ontology annotation, molecular function: cobalt ion binding; cobalt ion transmembrane transporter activity; magnesium ion binding. Lineage: Eukaryota; Fungi; Ascomycota; Sordariomycetes; Amphisphaeriales; Pseudomassariaceae.
GGUCCGCCGCUAGCAUCAUGUUAUUUGGUUCACCCCCCCUGCACAUGAUGGGCUCGUCGUCAGGUGGUGCAAGAGCUGAUCUCGGGUCACAACUUGGGAUUCGUACCACCUCGUCCCAAAUUUCUGGCGACUAGCUGGAAGCCCAUAUACUUCAAGUCUUCCUUUCGUCUCAUCAUAUUCUAGCACACUCACACCGCGUUGUACGCUUCUCAUUCUCCAAUCCAAUGGCAUCGCAAGGCCACUACCAACCGACCGCUCAAGCCGGCGAUAGAUUGAGGUUCGACGAUUUCGAUGACCCAGAAGUGUUCCAGAGAGCCGAGUGCGAGGCUGCUGCUGAUGGGCGAAAAAAUUUCGUGGUCGAAUUUGGUCCCCAUCAUGCCCGCAUAGCUCAUGACUACAGCCUCACCGAAUUCAAGCAACUCUUGUAUACUCCGCAAGAUGCCGACCACCCUGUCCGCUGGAUCAACAUCUGGGACACCACGGCCCAAAAGGAAGCGGUCAAAGCCAUAGGGGAUAAAUACAAUUUUUCAUAUAGAUUGAAAUGUUUGAUGAUGUACGCCACGGACCUGAAAGACGGCGCGCAACGCAGCACGGAAAGCAGAGCUGCCGCCGCCAGGAAAUUGGCCGCCACCCAAAUCGUGGAGAUGGAGACGGACAUCGAGAAAGCCCCCGGUGCAGACACGACGAGGUCGCUUGAAACCGACACUGGGAUUCCCCUGGAGGAAGUCGAGCUGUACUUUCUCGUCAAAGACACUCUCAGCUAUUCCUCCAUAGACCAUACCGACAAAGCGCUCUGCAUCGGUGCUAACUGGUUGCACCGAAGACCAGAGAUGUCCUUGCCACCCAGCGAGGCAGAUCUCAGGUUGAUGCCCCCGAAGCACUGGAUGUGGCUUGCUAUUUGCGACGACAACACCGUCCUCUCGUUCCACGAAACACCCACGGUUGAACCAACCCCGAAGGGACUAAACAUCGCCGAAUGGCGUGCAUCGUACAUCAGAAACAUGCGGUCAAACACUCUCAACGUACUAUUGCAGCAAUCGUCCCAAGGGAUCCACAAGUAUGAGCGAAGACCGCUGUCGCAGAGUUCAAUACGCGUGGCUUUAGAACGGAUGGCGAGACCGAGAGCAAGCCGCUUGCCGUCUGAUAUGACCUUCAAUGGAAAUGGCCAGUUGCUGACGGUGGGCGAGGAAGGCGCUAGUAACCUCUUCUACUACCUGUUUGAGGAUUAUGCCGCAGCCGGUCCGCUGAAAGCUGUGGGCAAAAUCUUGGAUGAUCUCACACCUAAAGUACUGGGAAGCGCGGUAUGUCGGCAGCUUGGCUCGGACCACGGAGUUGACGGUCUUGCUAACGAGAUACAGAGUCGCAAAAGUAAAAGCAAGAGCAUCGACAUCAUCCCCAAACUUCAUCAUCUAAGCAAGGAACUCCGAAAGCUGAAACACCUGUUCGAGAAUUACCGAAUCCUCAUUGAUAAGAUCAUGGCCCCAGCGAGGUCGGACUCGUCGUCUUUCUUCCACCCUGCGAGGCGCUCGAUCGGCACGCGGAUGAACAGCACCGUUUCUGAUUUUCAGGAAGACGGUGAUGAAAACGCCAACGCCGAGGCCCGCGCGGUGGUCCUGACCAAGUCAGCCAUGAACCGUUUUGAUCGCCUACGCGACCGCCUCCAAGGGGUGAUGUUGAACACAAUCGAAGGCUACUUCGAGGAAAUCAACGCACUGUCAAAUACCUACUUCAACCUCACCCAGCAGAAAGACUCGCAAGCCACGGCUCGACUCACGAGAAGCGCCACGCUGCUGGCCAAGCUCAGCGUCUUCUUCCUGCCCAUCAGCUUCAUGACGAGCUACUUUUCCAUCCAGAUCGAGGACCUGUACCAAUGGUGGACGGCCGGAACGUACUGGUACGCGUUUGCCGUCAUCGCGACCGGCUCGUUCCUGUGCCUGUUCUUUUUCGGCAGGCUGCUCAUGUUCUUCAGCGAUGUGCUGGAUGAGUGGUCCGCGGCAAUAAUUGAUUGGGUUCGCACGGUUUUGAUCAAGAUGGGACUCCAGCUGGAGGCGAAGGACGUUGAUGAUUAUAUGUGAGACGACGCGUUGGGCGCUUGGGCCGUCUCCGUUUGGUGGUAGAGGAAGUAGUAGAGGCAAGCUUGGGGAGGUUUGGGUGCUACUGUGAGUGGCUAUUGCUUGCGCUGUUGGGAUGAAUAGUCGGGUUCAACUUGGUCGACGCCUCACUAAGAUACCCAAGCGUAGUCCUCUACAAAUAGUUCUAAUAAGUAUGUAUACCUGCCGUCGGAGUCCCUGUGAAACGUCGCUCGCGCUAAACCCUGGGAUUGAAUCAGUAGUACAGUUACAACACAAUCCCAACCGAUACUUACAAACAGAUAAGUCCGUGUGUAUCGUCACACAUCCUGGAGAACUAGGACAAAAAGUGGCGCUAGGGUUUUCACAUGUUCGACCUGCCAUUUUGACAGGUCCAAGCGCUUGGGGUUAGAAGUAGCAUCGAAACCCAAUGCGAGGAAGCAGAAGUCAUCGCUCCAUUGACC